This is a messenger RNA of Diplodia corticola, 1614 nucleotides long. RefSeq names its product amino acid permease. Gene Ontology annotation, cellular component: membrane. NCBI's taxonomy places the organism in Eukaryota, Fungi, Ascomycota, Dothideomycetes, Botryosphaeriales, Botryosphaeriaceae. Bases 1 to 1614 code for a protein of 537 amino acids. The record is from RefSeq and is a predicted model, not a curated record. Gene Ontology annotation, biological process: transmembrane transport. Gene Ontology annotation, molecular function: transmembrane transporter activity. The transcript has 3 exons.
AUGACCGCCAUGGUCGAGUCCACCAAGGAAGCGGCUGCGGCCAAGACGGUGUCGGUGGAAGCGCACGAUGCCGACCAACUGCGCCUGCAGCAGAUGGGCCACGAGCAGGAGCUCAAGCGGCACUUUACGGUUUGGAGCUUGAUCGGCUUGGCCUCGACGACGACCAUUUCUUGGACCGGCUUGGGUCUUGGGCUGAUCACCGAGAUCAACGCGGGCGGGCCCGGGGCGGUCAUCUACGGGUUCAUCCUGGUGUGGAUUCUGCAGUGCUUCCUGGGCGCGUCGCUGGCCGAGUUCGUGUCGGCGUAUCCCACCGAGGGCGGCAUGUACCACUGGGUGGCGGCCAUCGCGCCGCGCCGGCACAGCGGCUUCCUCUCGUUCAUCACGGGGUGGUGGAGCUGCUGCGGCUGGAUCUUCACCACGGCCUCGACCAACCUGGUCUACGCCCAGAACUUCAUGGCCCUCAUCGCCCUGUACCGCACCGAGCUCGUCAUCAAGGCGUGGAUGACGUUCGUCGUCUACCAGGUCACCAACCUCGCCACGGCCAGCAUCGUGCUGUUCGGCAACCGCAUCAUCCCCGCGCUCAACCGCUUCUCCCUCUUCUACCUCCAGCUCGCCUGGUUCGUGCUGAUGGUGACGGUGGCGGCGUGCGCGCCGCGACACAACAGCGCCACCUUCGUCUUCCGCACGUGGAUCAACAACACGGGCUGGCACAACCCGGCCAUCUGCUUCAUCACCGGCCUCGUCAACCCGCUGUACUCGCUCGGCGGGCUCGACGGCAUCACGCACAUCACCGAGGAGAUGCCCGACCCGUCGCGCAACGCCCCGCUCGCCCUGCUCAUCACCCUCGCCAUCGCCCUCGUCACCGGCCUCACCUACCUCGUCGCCCUCAUGUUCUCCGUGCAGGACUACGCCGCCCUGGCCGCCACCUCGACCGGGCUCCCCCUCGCCGAGCUCUUCCGCCAGGCCACGUCGUCCACCGGCGCCGCCUUCGCCCUCGUCUUCCUGCUCUGGAUCGCCCUCGGCCCGUGCAUGGUCGGCUCGCAGCUCAGCACCUCGCGCGUCGUGUGGGCCUUUGCGCGCGACGGCGGCCUGCCGUGGUCGCGCCAUCUCGCCCGCGUCAGCGCCCGCUUCGCCGUGCCCUUCAACGCCCAGCUGCUCGUCACGGCGUGCUGCGCCGCCCUCGGCUGCCUCUAUCUCGGCAGCUCGACCGCCUUCAACGCCAUGCUCGGCUCCGCCGUCACCAUCAACAACAUCGCCUACCUCGUCCCGCUCGCGACGAACCUCGCCCAGCGCCGCCGCGUGCUCGUCCGCGGCAAGUUCCACAUGGGCGCGUGGAAGGGGCUGGUGGUCAACGCCGUCGCCGUCGGCUGGCUGUGCUUUGCCAUCGUCUUCUUCAGCUUCCCGUACGUCCAGCCCGUGAGCGCCGAGAACAUGAAUUACACGUGCGUCUGUGUGGGCGGCAUCGCCGUCAUCGCCCUCACCUGGUGGUUCGUCGCCGGCGCCACCUUCACCGAGAUGAUGGAGCGGGCCCGGGAGGAGGAUGCGGCCAAGCGGGAGGCGGCCGAGGCGGCGUUGAGGGGCAAGGUUGCUGUUGGCAAGGCGGGGGAGGAGUGA